CGGAGGUGCAAACGAAUGCAAAAUGCUCCGAAAACACAGAUAGAUGAGAGGCACGACAUACAAGUUUGUCUGGCGGUGACAAAUGGAGGAAACGAAUGACACCGGAGACCUGCAGCAUUAGCCAAAGUUAAACGGGAGAGUUAGUUCGCCCGGCGACUGCGCUCCUCCGAAAUGCUGUCUGAGGUGCUGGAAGGCUGCCCGCCGGGAACAUUUGCCAAGGACCACUUCUAAGUGAUUUGCGCGCGAUGUUCCAGGGACGAUGGCACGCUGUCUGAGCAGCCAUGUAUGAGACCGACGACAACCACAGAAGUGAUGGCCCAGAUACAUACUCAAACCCAAGUGAGAGUGAGGAAAGAAAUGGAAUACCAUGGCCAGGGUUAAAUGGUGUUGUUGGAGAGAAAAUAGUAAAUGGCACUGAUACACUGAACUCAACCACAAGCUCCACUGCUACACACAAAAAGAAACCACAAUACAGCAAGAAUAAGUGCCAGGGAAACACUUCCGCCAACCGUGCUCCUCGAGCACUGUUUUGUCUGCGACUCAACAAUCCUAUUCGCCGUGCUGCUAUCUCCAUUGUUGAGUGGAAGCCUUUUGAUAUCUUCAUCCUUAUGGCCAUUUUUGCUAACUGUGUAGCACUGGGUGUGUCAAUACCCUUCCCAGAAGAUGACUCAAAUACAACUAAUCACCAUUUGGAACAAGUGGAAUAUGUCUUUCUUAUUAUAUUUACCAUUGAGACUUUUUUAAAAAUCAUUGCAUAUGGUCUAGUUAUGCAUCCCAGUUCGUACAUUCGCAAUGGCUGGAAUUUACUGGAUUUUGUCAUUGUUAUUGUAGGGUUGUUCAGUGUGGUGCUUGAACAGAUGACACACAAACCAGGGGAAUCCCACCAUAUGGGAGGCAAACCAGGAGGAUUGGAUGUAAAAGCUUUGCGUGCAUUCCGAGUUUUGCGCCCACUUAGACUGGUCUCUGGUGUGCCAAGUUUGCAGAUAGUCUUGAACUCCAUUAUGAAAGCCAUGGUUCCUCUUCUUCACAUUGCUUUACUGGUCUUAUUUGUCAUCAUCAUCUAUGCAAUCAUUGGCCUUGAGUUAUUCAUUGGGAAAAUGCACAAGACAUGCUUCUACACUGGCACUGACAUAAAUGUGGAAGAUGACCCAGCACCAUGUGCCUUCGCAGGUCAUGGCCGCCAGUGUCUGCAAAAUGGAACUGAAUGCCGUGGAAAGUGGGAGGGGCCUAAUGGUGGUAUCACCAAUUUUGACAACUUCUUUUUUGCAAUGUUGACUGUUUUUCAGUGUAUCACAAUGGAAGGAUGGACUGAUGUUCUAUAUUGGAUGAAUGAUGCCAUGGGAUAUGAACUUCCUUGGGUGUAUUUUGUCAGUCUUGUCAUCUUUGGAUCCUUUUUUGUGCUUAAUCUUGUCUUGGGUGUCCUUAGUGGAGAAUUCUCCAAGGAACGAGAGAAAGCCAAGGCUCGUGGUGAUUUUCAGAAACUUAGAGAGAAGCAGCAAAUGGAGGAAGAUCUUACUGGUUAUUUGGAUUGGAUCACACAAGCUGAAGAUAUUGAGCCUGAAGACGAAGAUGAUGAGGAAGAAGGCAAAAAGAGGGUCACUUUGGCUGACAUCUCUGAUAAGAAAAGAGGAAAACAUGGAUGGUUCAGUCAUUCCUCUGAAACUCACGCAAGUUUGCCAACCAGUGAGACAUCAGAAAACACUGAGACAGUAGAAGAAGAUCACCACACUGAUUGCUGUGCUGCUUGCAUGGCCAAGAUGAUGAAAAACAAAGUAUGCCGUCAGUUACGACGAUGGAAUAGGGCUUGUCGCCGGAAAUGCAGGGUGGCUGUAAAGUCAGUCGUGUUCUAUUGGCUAGUUCUUCUUCUUGUGUUCCUGAACACUUUGACGAUUGCAUCAGAACAUUACAAUCAGCCUGACUGGCUGGGCCAGAUACAAGAUAUUGCUAACAAAGUUCUCCUGUCCCUGUUUACGCUUGAGAUGCUUUUGAAGAUGUACAGUCUUGGUUUGCAGGGCUACUUUGUAGCUUUCUUCAAUCGUUUCGACUGUUUCGUUGUGUGUGGAGGCAUUAUGGAAACUAUCCUGGUUGAGUUUGAGGUCAUGCCACCCUUGGGCAUCUCUGUUCUUCGCUGUGUGCGGCUGCUGCGGAUUUUCAAAGUUACCAGACAUUGGGCUUCACUGUCCAACCUUGUUGCCUCGCUGCUCAAUUCCAUGAAGUCUAUUGCAUCACUCUUACUCCUACUUUUUCUGUUCAUCAUCAUUUUUGCCCUGCUGGGAAUGCAGCUCUUUGGAGGGAAAUUUAAUUUUGAUGAAACACAAACCAAAAGGAGCACUUUUGACACCUUUCCUCAAGCUUUACUAACUGUAUUUCAGAUUCUAACUGGCGAAGAUUGGAAUUCUGUCAUGUAUGAUGGAAUCAUGGCUUAUGGAGGUCCUGUUUUUCCAGGAAUGAUUGUCAGUGUUUAUUUCAUCAUUCUUUUCAUCUGUGGUAACUAUAUUCUCCUCAAUGUGUUCUUGGCUAUUGCAGUGGACAAUCUGGCAGAUGCUGACAAUAUCAACACUAACAAGAAAGGCAAAGAAGGAGAAAAAGCAGAAAGUGUAACUGAAGCUAAAGAGAGUGAAGUAAAUGGAGAUGUGAAGGUGGAUGUUGAUGGUUAUGAAGAACAAGAAGAAGGUAGUGAAGGAGCAGAAGAAGAUGCAGUGUCAGAAUCUCAGUCCACCUCCAACAUUGACAAGCUGGCUGAUUUUGCUCCCAAAGAAAAGGUCACGCCUAUCCCAGACGGCAGUGCUUUCUUCUGUCUCAGCAAGACCAAUCCGAUCCGUGUGGCAUGCCAUGCUCUGAUCAAUCACCACAUAUUCACCAAUCUUAUACUUGUGUUCAUCAUCUUAAGCAGCAUUUCUCUGGCAGCAGAAGAUCCCAUUAGAGCACAUUCAUCUCGGAAUCAGGUGCUUGGCUAUUUUGAUUAUGCUUUCACUUCAAUAUUCACUGUUGAAAUCCUUCUCAAGAUGACAGUAUAUGGAGCAUUUCUCCAUGAAGGUUCCUUCUGCAGAAAUUGGUUUAAUCUCUUGGAUUUGCUAGUGGUCAGCGUUUCGCUCAUCUCUUUUGGAAUACACUCCAGUGCAAUCUCAGUUGUCAAAAUACUACGAGUUCUUCGGGUUCUCAGGCCUUUGAGAGCCAUUAAUCGUGCCAAAGGAUUGAAGCAUGUGGUCCAAUGUGUUUUUGUUGCUAUAAGGACCAUUGGCAAUAUAAUGAUUGUGACAACACUUCUUCAGUUCAUGUUUGCUUGUAUUGGAGUUCAGCUUUUUAAGGGCAAGUUCUAUAGCUGCACUGAUGAGGCUAAAUACACUCCAGAGCAUUGCAAGGGAACAUUCAUAGUGUACAAAGAUGGUGAUGUGUCUCAUCCCAUGGUCCGGGAGCGAAUCUGGCAUAACAGUGACUUCAACUUUGACAAUGUGCUGUCUGGAAUGAUGGCACUCUUCACAGUGUCUACAUUUGAGGGCUGGCCAGCUUUAUUAUAUAAGGCGAUUGAUGCCAAUGCAGAGAAUGAGGGACCUAUCUACAACUAUCGUGUGGAGAUCUCUAUCUUCUUCAUUGUUUAUAUCAUUAUCAUAGCUUUCUUCAUGAUGAACAUCUUUGUGGGUUUUGUUAUUAUCACUUUUCGUGAGCAAGGAGAACAGGAGUAUAAAAACUGUGAACUGGACAAAAAUCAGCGUCAAUGUGUGGAAUUUGCACUGAAGGCUCAGCCACUCCAACUGUACAUUCCCAAGAACAAGUUUCAGUAUAAAUUCUGGGCCAUGGUGAACUCAACUUGGUUUGAAUACAUCAUGUUUGUGCUCAUCCUUCUGAACACAAUCACUUUGGCCAUGCAACACUAUAACCAGUCACAAGCCUUUAAUUAUGCAAUGGACAUACUGAACAUGGUCUUUACUGGACUGUUCACUGUUGAGAUGGUGCUUAAGAUUACUGCCUUCCAACCAAAGCACUACUUUUGCGAUGCUUGGAACACAUUUGAUGCUCUGAUCGUAGUUGGCAGUGUGGUUGAUAUUGCAGUAACUGAAGUCAGUAGUUCAGAGGACAGUUCCAGAAUCUCCAUCACAUUCUUUCGUCUCUUCCGUGUAAUGCGAUUAGUCAAACUCCUGAGCAAAGGGGAAGGCAUAAGGACUCUACUAUGGACCUUCAUUAAAUCCUUCCAGGCCCUGCCAUAUGUUGCUCUGCUGAUCGCGAUGAUCUUCUUCAUCUAUGCUGUCAUUGGAAUGCAGACUUUUGGAAAAAUUGCUUUGCAAGAUUCAACUCAAAUCAACCGAAACAACAACUUCCAGACUUUCCCUCAAGCUGUAUUGUUACUUUUCAGGUGUGCAACAGGAGAAGCCUGGCAAGAAAUCAUGCUGGCUAGCCUUCCUGGAAAGCGAUGUGAUCCAGAGUCAGACUUUGGCCCUGGAGAAGAAUUCUCAUGUGGGAGUAACUUUGCUAUCAUCUACUUUAUCAGCUUCUUUAUGCUAUGUGCCUUUUUGAUUAUUAAUUUGUUUGUUGCUGUCAUUAUGGACAACUUUGACUAUCUGACAAGGGACUGGUCGAUUCUUGGGCCACAUCACUUGGAUGAGUUUAAGAGGAUCUGGUCAGAAUAUGACCCUGAAGCAACAGGUCGCAUCAAACACCUUGACGUAGUAGCUCUGUUGCGCAGAAUUCAACCACCUCUCGGUUUUGGUAAGCUGUGUCCGCACAGAGUUGCCUGCAAGAGGCUCGUGGCUAUGAACAUGCCCCUGAACAGUGAUGGGACAGUAACCUUCAAUGCCACACUGUUUGCCUUGGUUCGUACAGCACUGAAGAUAAAAACAGAUGGCAACCCUGAGGAAGCCAAUGAGGAACUGAGGGUUGUCAUUAGGAAGAUCUGGAAACGAAUGAAGCCAAAGAUUUUGGAUGAGGUCAUUCCACCUCGUGAGGAGGAAGAAGUCACAGUGGGUAAAUUCUAUGCCACAUUCCUCAUCCAGGAUUACUUCAGAAAGUUUCGAAAAAGAAAGGAGAAAGGUAUGCUGGGUAGUGAACCUGAACCCAGCAAUUCAUCUGCAUUGCAGGCUGGCUUGCGUACAUUGCAGAAUAUUGGGCCUGAAAUCCGCCUGGCAAUGUCAUGUGACCUGGAAGGGGGGGAGGAGGAGGAUGAAGAAGAAGAUGAAGAGGAAGAGGAGGAAGAUGCAGGAGAGGACGAUGAUGCUCAUUAUAAGAGUGACAGCACAAUAUCAAACCACACAGGCCACGUGUCUGUCGACCGCCGCAGUUCAAAAUCCUCUGUAGCUGCUCAGUCUACCCACUCCAUUGGCAGUAUAGGUGGUAAUUCAGGAGGAGGAGAAGGAGGAGAAUCCAUGACCAACGGAGGUGUGGGACAUCGGCGAGUUUCAGUGGCAAGUCUACAUAAAAAUCAUGUUCCUAAUGGUGGUAUGACCUCAGGGCAGGCAACAGAGAACAGUGAUGCUGGAGGAGGAGAGGAUGACACUAACAGCAAGCCUGGAACAGACCAUUUUCCCAAAGCCAUUUCUAACAGUAGAGCUCGUUAUUAUGACAGAUAUAUGAGAAGAGACUCCAAUGAGGCUUACAGAUCAGCAGGACGGCGCAAUGAGGUGGUUCUAGAAGAGCCAGGAGAAGAGAGCUAUUCUGAGGAGCAAGGUUACUACAGUAGAGAAGAGAACACAGAAAGCACAGCAUCACGAGAAAGGCAAAUAUAUCCUGAUAACCGUUCCACAGUUCAAGGUCAAGGGGAAGGAUUGUACAACACCCAGGCACCAAACGCCACUUAUUAUGGGGGUCAUUACAUAAACGGUUAUGGUGAAGCUCGAAGAGUAACCAGAAGAAGACUUCUGCCUCCCACUCCUACAGGUCACAAGCCUGCUUUUAACAUGCAGUGUUUACGGAGACAAGGCAGUAGUGAUGACAUUCCCAUCCCUGGCACAUACCAUCAGAACUCACCGCCAUGCCGUGCACGCACUCAGACAUAUGGCAGCUAUGACUCCCGGCGUAGCACUAGUUGCUCCUCUACAGGCUCCUCACACUCAUGGGCUACAUCAGGACCUCGUAGGGGAAGACUGCUUUAUGCUCCCCUUAUCCUGGUAGAAGAAGAUGGAUCAGGGUUAUGGGGAGAUAAGAAGUCUGGUAGUGCCAGUCUGCCUACAGCAGCAUGUCCAUCCUGGUAUGCCUCAGAUGCUACUGGCAAUGGAGCACGCCAGCCCUACCAUGCUUACACAACUCUGCAUGUACCCACGCACCUUCAAAGAGGGUACAGUGAAAAGAGAGGAAGUGCUGACAGUCUUGUGGAAGCUGUCCUAAUUUCAGAGGGACUCGGCUUAUAUGCCAAGGAUCCAAAGUUUGUGGCAUUUGCCAAAAGGGAGAUUGCAGAUGCCUGUCACAUGACGAUUGAUGAGAUGGAGAGCGCUGCUAGUGAUCUUCUAAACCGGAAUAUGUCAUCCAGGAGCACAGGGGGCAACAGUGGAGUUCUUCAGCAAAAGGAAAUAGAGCAAUCGGGUUUGGGACUCCUUUACAGUGAUGAGGAACCAAUUCGAUGCAAGGAAGAGGAGGAUCUGGCUGAUGAGAUGACUUGUGUUACUUCGUUCUGAAAACUAUUGAUGAGAGAGAACUUGUGCAGAAAGUGGAAUCAUUUAAGGACCACUAAAAUGGGGCAACAGUGUGCCAAGGCAGUGAGAUUUUUAAUUAUGCUUCUGUUCACAGAGUGGCAUAUUUUCAUUGCUUUAAUCAAAGGUUAUACUGAAGAAGUAAGGAGACUUCAGGAUUGAUUUCUAGAACAAGAAGGUGCAUGGUGCUCAUCAUUCCAAUGAAUAACCUUUAAAUAAAAAUGGGAUCAUAUUUUUUCAGCUAUUUCAACCUUGACUGAACCAUUUCAUUCACCCUCUGCUUAAAGGGUUUAAGAAAAAAUGCCAGAAUAUUCUUGAGGGGGCAAUUCCACAAAAUGUUCUAAAUCUGCUUGAACAGCUAGUUAUCGACUGAUACUAAGCCCUUGUGGAUCACAGCCAGAGUCACAUGAAUUUUAGAAAUGUAGGGGAAUUGUGCUAAGUAUUACACCCACUAUAAUAUUCCAAAGGAACGGUGUUGUUAAAUUGUUUCAUGCUUUUAAUACUGCUGUGUAAUCAUAACUUGUAAAUGUAUUAACAAUGUAAAAUAAUGCAGAUGUGAAUUUGAAACUAUUAUCAGAUUAUAUUUGUAUAGAGAUAAAACUGUUUUGUAUGAAGACUUGUAAAUAAUGUAUCUAUGUUUUUAUUUGUUAACUUUCUGUGUAUUUUUUUUUCUUUUCUUUUUGUUUCAAGUCAAAAGUUUUUAUGAUCAGGUUCUUGUCUGUUUACGUGAUCUCAGUACCAAAAACUGGAGCAGAGCCAAAUGUUUCUUGUUAGACCAUCUGUUCUGUUAGAUUCACAAACAAGCUACUGUGGACACAUUAGAAUGGGGAGGAUUUUCUCUUUAGGUUAUGUACAGGAAUAAGCAUUUAAAUUUGUGAGAUUCUCCAAAAUAAUCUUUAAUUUUAUUUGUUUUUAUUAAAGGGCUUCUGGUCUCAUGAUUUCAUAUGUAUUGGCUUUAGUAUCACUUAUCAUUCAUCCACCUUUCUUUUUCUUCUAUGUCAUUGCUUUUAUUAACACUAACCUUGUGUUAACAUAAAUAUUCAAGUUAAUGCCCCAUCAUUUUGUGACCAGCAACAUCACAGAUUGUUAGACAAUUGGCACUGAUGUCUUAGUCAUAAGUAAUUUCACCAGUAAUGUCAUCAGAGGCCUCAUUUACUGUAUCUUUUAUACUGUGCAAUGUCAUACCUUAAUGUGGCAUUCUGUUUAGCACACAACUUUUUAGCAGACAUCUUGUAUAGUUUAGAUGUUUUCAACCAAUAUUGAAUCAUCCUGUGGCAAAGAUGCUUUCACCUCUAAGAGACUGCUGAGGCAAAUAUUACAUCAUUUGUCCUAUUCUGUCACUAUUAUGGCAGGCAGGUUCUCACUAAUUUAAGAUUUUGCCUUCUUAGUUUCAUAUUACUAGUGAUCUUCUUCAUGUCACUCUUAAUGCCAACAUACUGGUUCUCACUUUACUGUUUCACUUCAAACUACUUGCUUUGACUCUCUAAAAGUGUGUCUUAUACAACCAAGGGCUCAGACUGUCUACACAGCUGUUCCACUACCACUGUUGACAUGAUUUUUUACAAUAUAUUUACAGAACAGAAUAACUGGACAGCCACAGUAUCACAGAUAUUCUGGUAAAAUGAGCAGGGAAACCAGAAGGCCAUCAUCUCACUCUGAAUGCUUCUGUUAACAGGCAUCGGUUACAUUGAUUUAUACAAAGAAAUUGACAUGACCAAGUGAAACCAUUAGAAGAAAAGGACAGCAGUAUAAAGCAGUGGCUAGGCCUUUAUCCCCAAUCUGUCCUUUCACACAAACAGAAGAAAGAAUUGUUUCUAGUUCACUUUUAGGUACAUUUUAUCUCUUCUUACGUUCCUCAAAUUACUAAAAAAAACAAACGAUAGAUGUAACUGUCUCAAAAACCAGAAUUGUCUUCAGUGUGCUGUGGUUUGUCCACACCUGGAAAUCUGAGCACAUCAGACUAUACAUACAGUACACUAGUUGGCCAGCAAUAUUAGCUGUGUAGUGUGAAUGUAGCACUAUAUAUUUAUAUAUUUUGUAUAUUUGUAAAAGGUGUAAGUAUAUUUUAUUAUUGCUGUUAUUAUUGUCCCUAUUGGUAUUGAUGGAAGUAAUGUUGGCUGAAUAAUCUUGCAAUAUUAACAUAGACUGAUAAAGUUCUUUUACUGAGUAAAAAAUGUUUUCUUCUGAAUUAUCUCUUCUCCUUUUUGAAUUAUUUAUUUUUCAUUUCUGUAAUGAAAUCUACCAAUAGACAGAGCUUUCUGUCUGUGUUCUCCAAAUUGUCUGUCAUACCAAGUCCUACUGUUCUCUCAUGUUUUUAGCUCAUCUGUGACGUGCACCUGACACAAAAAGGGACCAACUAACCUCCAAAGUUUGUUUUUUAAUGGGAGGUAGAAAGAAAUGUCAAAACCAGCUAUACACCUGUUAUUUGUAACCUUUUACCUGUCUCACUGUCUAUAUUGUACCCCAUGUAAUCAUCCCUUCUAUCUUUUAUCAAUAGGCUGCUUGGUGACUGGGGCCAUCUUUUAUUUUCACUCUUAUACCUCAUUCCAGUUCACCAUGAAUAGAGGACUUUACAAAGCAUCCUUGGUAUCCUUAAGGGAUUGCAGAUAGACAAGUAAUGAUCAAUUGUAGCACUGCAACACUAGUAAUCAAUUAUUGGACAGAGACACUGAGUUUAAGCUUUUACUUAAAAAUUAUAUUUAUUUGCA
Messenger RNA from Polypterus senegalus (gray bichir), 9325 nucleotides. Its product is annotated as voltage-dependent L-type calcium channel subunit alpha-1D-like. The coding region runs from base 282 to 6602 and encodes 2106 amino acids. NCBI's taxonomy places the organism in Eukaryota, Metazoa, Chordata, Cladistia, Polypteriformes, Polypteridae. Gene Ontology annotation, biological process: calcium ion import across plasma membrane. The transcript is spliced from 48 exons. Gene Ontology annotation, cellular component: membrane; voltage-gated calcium channel complex. The record is from RefSeq and is a predicted model, not a curated record. Gene Ontology annotation, molecular function: high voltage-gated calcium channel activity.